UGACAGCAGCUCGGGCCCUCAGUGUGCCGCGCGCCUCGGGAGCGAGCGGUUGUACAGUGCGUGUGACGUGUAGUAUUGAUCGUGAGUGAUGGUGGUGUCCCUGUAACAUAUGGUAGCUCUGUCCUCUUCUACUGUGGCCAAGGGCGGCAUGAGCAUGGUAGCGUGGGCACUGUGGGGCCUGGUCCUAGUUCAGAGCCUCGCCCACGCCAGCUCGAGGCCCAGCGAGAAAUAUGGAGACGUGAGCGGGGACGAGGUGGUGAUCGACCAGCUGGAGGAUUUCUUGAGGUCCCACACGCGCCACCUGGUAGAACCUGAUCCGCGCCUUCUUCCUCCUGCUGCCCCGCCCCUGCCCUACAAGCACCUCGUCCCGAACAUCAACGAGAAGAUCCGGUUCGGCGUUGGGCCGAGGGACCCGCGGUUCUACCUUCCCUCGAACCGCCCUGAACCCGCCGUGCCCGAGCAGGACCGCUUCAAGGACUUCCCGCAGGACCUCGCCCUCCUCAACUCGCGCCUGCCGCAGCAUCACCAGCGUCCUGCGUACCGCGAGGAGGUCCUGCAGUACCAGGAGGAUGUGGACGAGCAGUAUCCCAACCAGUACCAGCAGGUUGGCGAGGAGCGGUACCCCAGCGUCCAGUACCAGGACUACACCAACCUCGGGAUUCCUGUGGCGGCGCUGGACCGUCUGCAGGCCAUGAGGGAGAUGCCGGGCGUCCCCGCUGACCCUCGCAGGAUGGGAUUGCAGGAGCUGGAGGCGCAGGAGGAGGAGGAGAGGGAGGAGCGAGGGCGGGAGGAGGAUAAGAGGGAGAUGGUGAUGGAAGCAGCUAAGUCCGGAGGAGGAGGAGAAGGCGGUGGAGGAGAGGCGCCGAAGGAAGGUGCCAAGGAGGAGAAGGAUAAGAAGACGGGGGGUAAAGCAGCAACAUCGCAGCCUGAGGAGGUGAACUACCUGAACCGUUCGCCAAGCCACGUUCAGCAGGGCGACCCCGUCUACCAACACCAUAAAGCCUCGAGGCAAGAUAGUCUCGAUGGAGUGUACUUCGUAGCAAUCGUAGCUGGAUGUACGGCUGUAGCUGUGUUUGGUGUCAUUAGUGCUGGAAUCUGCUGGUACAGGUUGAACAAGAAUCACCGUGCCGCUCAGGUCGCAGAUUAUCCGGCUUACGGCGUCACAGGCCCCAAUAAGGACGUUUCCCCGACCAGCGGAGACAGGAAGCUCGCCCAGUCCGCUCACAUGUACCAUUAUCAACACCAAAAGCAGCAGAUGAUUGCCCUUGAAAAAUCAUCGGGUGGGGAGCGCCAUGGAUCGACUUCCGACGUGGACUCUGAGGAAGAAGGGGAGGAGAACGAGUAUACUGUUUACGAGUGCCCCGGCCUCGCUCCGACUGGUGAGAUGGAGGUAAAGAACCCACUUUUCCCCGACGACCCAACACCGGCAACACCUUCGAUGAGAAAGGAGGCUGACGACGAAGAGGAAGAGGAAGAAGAACAGAAAGCAAAAUGAAGAGUAACUACUAACGACGGAUAAAAUCACCCUAAAAAGAACAAGCUACCACUGUAUCCAAAUAUGGGGAACUUUGAAAUGAUAGUGUAGGCCAAAUCGUUCUUGAAUAACUAUGUAUUUCAGCUUCGGAAUAAGCUUCUAUAUAUACUAUUUACUGUCAUUUAACAGAAACUGCUUAGCUAUGUGAAAUUCCCUCUUUUCCAGGUUAUGGAGUCGUACUUACGUCUUGGGUGUGCGAAUUUUAGGUACUUAAGUAAAAAGAGUAAUAUAUAUAUAUGUAAUGGAACAAAAAAAAAAUGGUGUUUAGGGAAAUGUACAUAAAGAUCAUGCAAGAUUUAUUUACUAUAAGGUGGGGUUUAAAGUCAAGGGGAAAGCAAGACAAAGCUAGUAUAUUAAACUGUAAGAGUUUCUUACCAGCUCUUAAGCAAAAGUAGUUUAGGAUACAACAGCAACCAAGGGAAUUUAGAUAAACCUUGUGUGUUAAGAGAGGAAAGAGAGAGGAAGAAACAUUAAACAAGACUGAUUAUUUCGGCUAAAGAAAAAGUAAGCUUUAAAGUGAUGUGGAACCUUGUAAGACAAAAAGAGUACACGAACAAGCAUU
Molecule: messenger RNA, 2096 nt
Organism: Penaeus chinensis
Lineage: Eukaryota; Metazoa; Arthropoda; Malacostraca; Decapoda; Penaeidae
Product: protein cab-1-like
Exons: 8
Coding region: 110-1495 (461 amino acids)
Cellular component (GO): membrane
Source: RefSeq, a predicted model, not a curated record